UAAGCAAGCGGUGUUCGACGGGAAGAAGGCCAUUAGAGGUGGAAUUCCAUUUGUCUUUCCUCAAUUUGGAGCGUGGUCAUUUGGGCCAGGACAUGGAUUUGCCAGGAUCAUACGUUGGAACGUAGAAAAAUCACCUGAAAGAUUGCCGAGCGGUGAUGUAGAAGCGAUAUUUUCAAUAAUGGACAACGAAUUCACUCGUUCUAUGUGGAACUAUCCAUUUCGAUUAACUUACAGGCUAAUUUUACGCGAAAAAGAGCUUCACUUCAACAUUGGUGUUUACAAUCCUAGUAAAGAGCACACUUUCAGUUUCAAUUUACUUUUGCACACAUACUUUAAGGUUCCUGAUGUCAGAAGGUGUCAAAUUACUGGUCUUCACGGGUGUACUUUCAUCGACAAGACGAGGGAUAAUCAAAUUUUUCAAGAGGGUCUGGACGUUGUUACCGUACGCGAAUGGACUGACAGAAUUUAUCAAAACACUCAACCUGAGCAUAUAAUAACAAAUGUUGUGUCAGGCCGAAAAAUGCGCGUCCAAAAGUACAACUUUCCCGAUACAGUUAUUUGGAAUCCGUGGCAAGAAAAAGCACGAGACAUUCCAGAUUUUGGCGACGACGAAUUUCCUAAUAUGAUUUGCGUUGAAAGUGGACAUGUCAGUAGCCCAGUUAUACUGUUGCCAGGAACUGCUUUUGAGGCUAGUCAAAUCCUUCAGGUCAUGUGAGUAGAGGGUGGAGUAUCAUCGAGCCAAGUGCCGUCAAAUAAUGUCGUGACAUCGGAUCACUUUCUUCCUGCAUCGGGUACUUUAUCACCAGCGCGUCCACGCGCAACUGUUGGCUGGCCGGCCAGUCCACCGAAUUGGCUCUAUGUACAAUCUCCAAUGCAGACACCCACGACACCUAAUCAUCAUCAUCACCAUCACCACCACCAUCACCAUCCGUCGCAUCAUUAUGCUAAUUGUAUAACACAGUCCUGUUCAAUUUGUUCUCUCAAUCUGUAGAUUUUUUUUUGCUGGUAACAGACCCAGCCUAUCAAUCAAUCAAUUCUUAUCAACUUAGAUUUAUUUUAAAUAUACAUAUAUUUUUAUUUCUCUAACUCUUAGACUUGCGAUGUUAAAUAACGCAAUAUAUUAGGGCAGCAAACAUUCCCAAUAGCUUAUUCCUUGGGCGUUGUCUCAAGAUGACUGGUGAUUUUUCAUUAUUAUCAUCAUUAUUAUAUUUACUUUUAUCCCGUUGACGUUACAGCUAAAGCAAUGGUGCUAUGAAUAUUAUAAGUGACAUUGUAGACUUAGAUAUUUUUUUAAAUCUUUUAAUUAAUCAGCCCAUCGACUAAAAUCGCUGGGUCUGUUUUGUUUCUAUUAUAAUUAUUAUUUUUAUUAGCAAUUAUAAUAAAUUAUGUUUUUUUUUUUUUUUUUUUUUUUAUGUAUAUGUACCGUUACAGUGCAUUGACAUGCGAAUCACAAGCAAUAGUUAAUUUUAAAUACUGUGUAGACCUACUCAGCUUUUAUAUUUAAUAUUUUCAGAUAAUUGACUGUCAAGAGCUAGUAAUUAGCUCAUUUCCUCAUUGCAAUACAAUUUAAUAUCAAUGAUCGUUUGCUUGCAUUAACGUAUUAAUAGAUUAACAACCGUUAUCCAAUGAUCAUUACUAUUACUAUCAUUAAUUAUUAUUAUUAUAAAAUACAUGUAAUUUAAAAAAAAAAAUUUAUUAUUUUUUAAUACUUUGUAUUUGUAUCGCUUUCUCAUUAAAUAUUUAAAUCUUUAGUUGUGAAUGUUAUUGUUAAGAAUGCGAUACUGAUCAUUAAAAAAAUUAAAAUGUAUACGAAAAAAAAA
Cotesia glomerata is the source of this 1820-nucleotide messenger RNA. RefSeq names its product glucose-6-phosphate 1-epimerase. The record is from RefSeq and is a predicted model, not a curated record. Gene Ontology annotation, molecular function: carbohydrate binding; isomerase activity. Gene Ontology annotation, biological process: carbohydrate metabolic process. Lineage: Eukaryota; Metazoa; Arthropoda; Insecta; Hymenoptera; Braconidae.